This is a messenger RNA of Juglans microcarpa x Juglans regia, 1291 nucleotides long. Its product is annotated as probable pectinesterase 8. Gene Ontology annotation, molecular function: pectinesterase activity. The transcript is spliced from 5 exons. Lineage: Eukaryota; Viridiplantae; Streptophyta; Magnoliopsida; Fagales; Juglandaceae. The record is from RefSeq and is a predicted model, not a curated record. Gene Ontology annotation, biological process: cell wall modification. Bases 32 to 1231 code for a protein of 399 amino acids.
UGACCAUCCGCGCCUCUCCUCCAAGCAGAAAAUGAGUCUCCAUUGCAAUUUUCUGACUUUUCUAAUUGUCAUUUUUGCUGUUAUGGCAUCCACGCAUUUAAUAAGUCCAAAGCCAUCAUUCCUCAAAAGUUUCGUUCAUUUUAGUCUCGACUUCUUCUCGUCUCCUUUUACAAUAUCAGUGCUCAUCCCCUACAGUUUAGGACGGCAUCAUCAUCAUCAUCACCAACACAAAAAACACCGUAAUGAGAGCAAAGUAGAAUCUAUUUGCGAUGAUUUUCCACCUGACUUUCCCCCUCCGGAGACCAACACAAGCUUGUAUAUUUGUGUUGAUCGAAAUGGGUGUUGUAAUUUUACGUCGGUGCAAGCAGCUGUUGAUGCAGCUCCGAAUUCAACCCUGAAAAGGACCAUAAUAUGGAUCAACAAUGGCGUUUACUUUGAGAAAGUCAAUGUUCCAAGAACCAAACCGAACAUAACGUUUCAAGGACAAGGCUAUACAUCAACUGCAAUUGCAUUCAAUGACACAGCCAAUUCUUCACAUGGCACAUUUUUUAGCGGCUCCGUUCAAGUUUUCUCCACUAACUUCAUUGCCAAGAACAUAAGUUUCAUGAAUGUAGCUCCUAUUCCUAGCCCUGGUGAUGUUGGAGCCCAAGCAGUAGCAAUCAGAGUAGCUGGAGAUCAAGCUGCGUUCUGGGGUUGUGGAUUCUUCGGAGCCCAAGAUACCCUUCAUGAUGAUAGGGGCCGGCAUUACUUCAAGGAUUGUUAUAUCCAAGGUUCCAUUGAUUUCAUCUUCGGCGAUGGAAGGUCACUGUAUGAGAAUUGCCAGCUGGUUUCGAUGGCAAAACCAGUACCCCCAGGAUUCAGAUACGUAAAUGGAGCUGUCACAGCUCAUGGCAGAGCUAUCCCGGACGAUAACACUGGCUUUGUGUUCGUCAACUGCAGCGUGGGAGGGUCUGGAAGAGUAUGGCUAGGCCGGGCAUGGAGGCCAUUUUCUCGUGUCAUCUUUGCCUACACAACAAUGUCUGAAAUCAUUGCUCCAGAGGGCUGGAACGAUUUCAACGACCCUGCGAGAGAUCAGACUAUAUUCUACGGAGAAUACGAUUGCUCAGGUCCUGGAGCUAAUAGGAGCAUGAGGGCUCCUUAUGUUCAGAUACUUAAUGACACACUGGCCUCUCCUUUCCUUAACAUGUCAUAUAUCGAAGGGGAUCAGUGGCUACAACCUUAUAAUUUAUAGGUUUAUAAUUUAUUUGUAAUAUGAUAAUCAAUCUAUCUAAAUUAAGUUAGACUACUAAAG